AUGGCCAACCACUCACAACUCGGGUUCCAAGACGCAUCAUCCCCAAUCAUAGAAGAAUUAGUAGAAUUCCACGACCAUGCCCUAAUAGUCGCGCUAGCAAUCUGUAGCUUAGUUCUUUACCUACUUACUCUCAUAUUAAUAGAAAAACUAUCCUCAAACACCGUAGAUGCACAAGAAGUAGAACUCAUCUGAACAAUCCUACCAGCCAUCGUCCUCAUCCUCCUUGCGCUCCCAUCCCUACAAAUCCUUUACAUAAUAGACGAAAUCGAUGAACCCGACCUAACUCUAAAAGCCAUCGGACAUCAAUGAUACUGAUCAUACGAAUACACAGACUUCAAAGAUCUUACAUUCGACUCAUACAUAAUCCCCACCACAGAACUACCACCAGGCCACUUCCGACUACUAGAAGUCGACCACCGCGUUGUCAUUCCCAUAGAAUCCCCAAUCCGUAUCAUCGUCACUGCAGGAGACGUCCUACACUCCUGGGCAAUCCCCACUCUGGGAGUAAAAACCGACGCCAUUCCAGGUCGACUAAACCAAACAUCAUUUAUCACUACCCGACCAGGAAUCUUCUACGGUCAAUGCUCAGAAAUCUGCGGAGCUAACCACAGCUACAUACCUAUUGUAGUAGAAUCUACCCCCCUUGCCCACUUCGAGAGCUGAUCCUCAUUAUUAUCAUCCUAA
Messenger RNA from Apus apus (common swift), 684 nucleotides. Lineage: Eukaryota; Metazoa; Chordata; Aves; Apodiformes; Apodidae. The record is from the annotation of a RefSeq genome assembly.